GUUCCUCUAUUUGACAAGACGAAUCAACAGGAAAAGAUCUUCAAUGGCGACGAUGACGGUUCGGCUAACAUCGACCAAGUGCUCAUUCCUUCUCUGCUGCUGCCUCCUCCUCGUGAGCAUCGCGUCAUCAUCAUCAUCGUCUGGAGCAUUUCUUCCUCCGUCGUCGUCCUCUUCGCAGAAAGUCUCGGUGGGUCUGUACUACGAGUCUCUGUGUCCGUACAGCGCGAAGUUCAUAGUUAACCACCUCGUGAAGCUCUUCGAUGACGAUCUCAUCUCCAUCGUCGAUCUCCACCUCUCUCCUUGGGGCAACACCAAGCUCCGGCCAGAUAACCUCACUUUCGUCUGCCAGCACGGGCCGUACGAGUGCUUGUUGGACACGGUAGAAGCUUGUGCAAUUGAAGCUUGGCCCAAAUUGAGUGACCAUUUCCCGUUCAUCUACUGUGUCGAGAGUUUGGUGUCUGAACACAAGUAUGACAAGUGGGAGACAUGUUACGAGAAACUUGAGUUGAACUCGAAACCUAUGGAUGAUUGCCUCAGCAGCGGACAUGGAAUAGAGCUUGAAUUGCAAUAUGCCGCAGAAACAAACGCGCUUCAGCCGCCACAUAAAUACGUGCCCUGGGUAGUUGUGGAUGGUCAACCGCUGUAUGAGGACUACGAGAACUUCAUAGGCUACAUCUGCAAUGCUUACAAAGGGAAUGCAGCGCCCGGAGCCUGCGCUGGGAAUUCCGGAAAUGCCCUUCACAGGGUCAGUCUGAAACGCAUCUCUCCGGUUUGCCGCAAGGGAACUCGGGUUUCUGACGUGUUCGACCGAGUCAAGUCCGGGUUCAAGUCGUGGAUGAACAGCAUCCUAGUCAAUAUUGCAGGCCUUGCGUUUACCUAAGGAAAAUUAAUAAUGCCCUAUACGAAAAGAUGUUUUUAUCUAAACCAUGGUAAAAUCCUUUAGACGACGAGUAUAUGUAUCUUCGUAAAUACCGAUGUUAUAUGGGUAGUUUAUAUGAAUGAAUGCAUGUGAGAAAUCACAUAUACAUAUAUGUAUGCAUGUAUGUAUGUAUGUACUAUGUACCAUCAAAAGGUGGGAGCAAAUCAGCUCAUGGGAUUGGAUUGUAGGCAACUUUUACA
This is a messenger RNA of Tarenaya hassleriana, 1119 nucleotides long. Its product is annotated as gamma-interferon-inducible lysosomal thiol reductase-like. Bases 44 to 880 code for a protein of 278 amino acids. Gene Ontology annotation, molecular function: oxidoreductase activity, acting on a sulfur group of donors, disulfide as acceptor. Lineage: Eukaryota; Viridiplantae; Streptophyta; Magnoliopsida; Brassicales; Cleomaceae. The transcript has 5 exons. The record is from RefSeq and is a predicted model, not a curated record.